CCAACCUGAUAUAAUUCCUGAUUCCAACGUCAUACGGAGUAACACUUUGCGAACCAAAUGCCUCCUAACUUUUCCGAAUUUGGGUGGAUUUCCGUAACUUGCGAUUUGAUCUUACGGAGCACCGGGAAUCAAUUCUUGUACAAAAAAGUUUGGCCAAUUUUUAAUUUCCUUCGUAACCUCCGGUUCUCAGUUCUCACCCCAGCUCGCCUUCCCUCAUCAACCAAACGCUGCCCCGAUCUCCACCGCGUUACCGCCAAGUCCACAGCCAUCUUCAUCGAUUCUGCAAUCCACAAAACGCGAAAUUCGAGAGCAUCCUCAGUUGCUCAUUUGAUCACACAGCUCCGCAUACUGCUUAACCAAAACCUGCCAUCCUCACUUGCUCUUUUGCUUUCAACGCAUGCGCAGGAAGGUUAAUGCUUGAGGGUCGGAUACAUUCUUUGAUUUGGGUUUAAGUUUGAUGUGCUUUUUCCAAGGACCAUAGCCCGUAGUUGUAAAUUUUGCGAAUUUUAGGGUGCCGACAAAAUGUUUGAUGAAAUGCCUAACAGAGAUAUUGCAUGUUACUUGGAAUGGUUUGAUAUGUGAAUUGGCGUAGGUAGAUUUCUUAAUGAAGCUCUGGAGUUAUUUUAUUGAAUGUGUAGGAUGGGAUUGAGGGCACCGAUGUUGCCGUGCUUGGUGUUUUUCUGCUUCCUCUCGAUAAAGUUGGGUGUAUUAUAGAACACAGACAGCGGUCAUGGAGUUUGCAGCGAAUACGCGUGAUGGUUGCAGCAAUUGGCAAACUUUUGAGCACUCUGCGGCAUAUAAUACAAGAGAUAAGUACUACUAAUCCUUUCCACUCAUGUUUAGCGCAUUUUUAUGAUCAUGAUACAUUGAUACAGAGUUUUGUUGCAGAAUACUUCGUAUAUUUAUAUAAUGAAAGUCUGAAACUCAAAUAAGGAGAUGCAGAAACCAUAUUAGCUGUUCUGUUGGGUGUUAAAAAACAAAGAACAAACAUUUGACAGGAGUUUGAUUAAAUUAAGACCACCUUGUAGGUAUUUGUUGUAUAACAAAUGAUCCUUCAAAUCUUCAACAUAAUUGAUAAAUUAGUUGGCAAGUUUGCUUAGAAGAGACAAUGUGAAACAAGCCCGAUGAAGACCAUGUUAUCUCUCAGAGUCUCAAUUAAUUAUAAGAUUCCUUGUGUCUUCUGCUACUCUGGUAUAAAUAGAGGCUAAGAAAGAUGAGUAAUUCAUCAAUUCAUAACUUCUAUCUUACAAUUCUCAGCCUUAAAACAAACUUAAAAGUACAUACCUAAAAAUGGCUUCUUACCACACUCGAUCUUUCAGUUUCCCCUCAAACUCUCACCCAGUUGCUGAUGAGUUGGAUGCACAAUUGAGCAGAUUGAGAUCUUCUCAAGCUGCUUCAACUUCAUCCCUCACCAGCAAACUUAGCGGCCUAAAUGAUUUAUACAAGUGUGUUGAAGAGUUUCUUCAACUACCCCAAAAUCAGAAAACCGUAUCUCAAUCUCAAGGUGAAAAUGUAGUUGAGCAAGUGUUGGAUGGAUCUCUUAGACUACUUGACAUCGUUUCAACAUCUCGAGAUGUCUUGGCACUUUCAAAGGAAAGACUCCAAGACAUACAAUCAGUGCUACGAAGAAGGUGUAGUGGUGAAAUUGACAUUACUAAUGAAUUAUCUGAGUACCUAAAAACACGUAAAGCAUCCAAGAAGAUUAUCAAGAAGUGUUUGAAAGAUAUCAAUGCAGUUGACAAAACUAACGAGUCUAUUGCCAUCGAGAGCAUGCUUAAAGAUGUGCAAACAUUGACAGUUGAUAUCUUUAAGUCUUUGUUAUCCUACAUCAGCGGAUCACAGAAAAGUAGCUGGUCUUUCUCAAAACUUAUUCGCCAAGGAUCUGACAAGGAAGCAGCAACAUCCAUCAGUGACUUUGAAGCUGUUGAUGCUACUCUUAGCCAGAAAAACAAAGCUAAUGUCGACAUGUCACAAUUGGUGAAAUUGGAAUCCGAAAUCCAAGAAAUUGAUGAAGUGUUGGAAAUCUUGUUUAGGCAUCUGAUUAAGACAAGAGCAACUCUUCUCAAUGUCCUUAGUAAUUAGCUAGAAAUUCUCUCCUUUACAAAAAUUUUGAUACUUGAAUAUACAUAUGAAUAUACUAGCACAAUUUUCUCGUAUUUUGUUUGUGUUCUUCAACAAAUCAAUACUUCCUAUCAUGCCUUAUUACAGUCUCGAUAUUUUUACAGUAUGAGAUGCUGAGAUAAAUGGAUUUACUUGAGUAAGUUACAGAAAACAGUAAAUUUGUUUUAAGAAAUUCUCUGUUUUCUCGAUGAAGGUUGACUUAUCAGAAUGACUCCAUGUGAAGUAUGGAUUGAAUUGGCUCAUGAACUAGCUGUAAGAUACCAGUUGUCUGCAGGAGCUUCAGAAAUAUGAUUGUAAGGGCAUGGAUAGUAAUUUAUUGUCUCCUGUAAUCAGGAUCAUGACGGACUUACAGGGAGCAGCUUAUGACAUAGAAAUCGAUAAGUUGAGCAUUGAACGUGUAAUAUAUAAACGUGUAACAAUUAGCUAAGCGCAUUAUUAUAUGAUUGCCUCCAACGCAGAGCUUGCCUAGCUACUUUCUUGGAUCAUGUUGACAACUUAUAUGUUUUAAUAUGUAUGUUGCUAAAUUAUAUUCUUAAUUCAGAUGUCGUUCAUGCAAAGCAUUAAGAUUAGGGUAACCAUGCUAAGCUAGUUUCUCACAUCACAAGAGCAUUUGUGAAGGAAAUGCAAGUGGAACUCCACAAUCUCACAAGAACCAGAUUUAUGAAGAAGUAGCUUUCGAGAAAGUCUCUGAACCAGAAGCCACCACAGAUCCUGCCUUUACUUUCGAUUAGAAAAUGAAAAACCGAUUAUGGAGAGUAUAAAUAUAACGUUAAUCAGGAGAGUAACUACCUACAAGUGAAAUUAUAAUAAUACCCUAAAGAGUCAAUGUAUUGACACAUUACAAUCUCCAUACAGCCAUACUCACCCCUCAAGGCUCAAGCUAGAGUGGGAUAAAAGUUCAAGCGUGGAAAUAAAAGAACGAUGAUGAGAUGGAAGAAGAGCUUUGGUAAGCACCUUUCUGCAAAGCACUUGGAACAUGAACACUUUUAAUGAAGCUUGCUUCCACUUGUUCCUUGAUGUAGUGGUAAUCUCUUUUGAUAUGCUUAGCUUUCAUGACUGUUUAAAUUGUACAAGAAGAUAUUCAAUUUUAUGAGAUAAAUUAAUUUCUUUUUCUUAAAUUUCUUUUGUUAUAGAAGGAACACCAAUUGUAUUUAAGUGUCUAUUUGUCAAAUUAUAGUAAGUAAUUUGCAUUUUCAUGGAAAAAUCUUCUCGACGCUUUUCUGUGUAGAAAAAAAUGGCGCAUUAGGGAGCAGUAAUCCAUGACAACUAAAAGCGACGAGAAAACGUUUCUGAUAUAUGCAUAUUCUAUAGUGUUUUUACCCCAGUUCCUUAGUACUUUUUUUUUAAUCUCAAAUGAGCCAUUCAUAGCCGUUUUUAGUACUAAUAUGUGUUGUGUAGUGUGCUUUGAGUUUUCAGGUUGCUUGAAGUGAAAUUGGCCUUUAUAGGCUCGUUUUAUGGUUUUACGGGCUAUUACACGAUCCCGAGCUAGUUUGGGAUGAUCCUUGUCAACUCUAAGGAGCCUAUGAUGCUCAUGUUCGAGCCCUAAGAGUUAGACUUGGUGAUUAGAAGAGAGAAAGGCGUCCCAAGGCUUAUAUUAAAGGUCGUCUGGCGAUCUACGGGCGAAUGAAGACCAACCGGGCGAAUAAAAGGAGAAAUUGUGCAUUCUACGCGCGCUCGAUUCGAUGCCGUUCGCCCAGUACUCAUCGGGCGGUGAACUCGCCAGUUCUCUCAAGGGCGAAGAAUAAAUGCAUCUGCGCGAGCCCGAUCGGGCGCCCAUCGCCCUGUACCCAUCGGGCGCCUGCGAAUGAGUUCUAGCUGCUGUUGUAUUAUGUCGAGUUGUUCGCCCGAUCAGGCAAUGGGCUGCCGAUCAUUAAAUGCUAAAAAGCGCGCAGAGGUUGUUGUCACCCGACCGGGCGCUGUUUUUAGUUUAACUUUUAGCAAUACUAUAAACACUGAAGCUUAAGGAUUUUGUAAUCAUCUUAUUUUUCAGCACUUUUAGGUUUUUACUUAGCUUAUUUUUGCUCUCAAACUUUUGGUUAAACACUUUUAUUAUUCAAUUCAAGAUUCAAGCUUUCAA
This is a messenger RNA of Spinacia oleracea (spinach), 4198 nucleotides long. RefSeq lists its product as uncharacterized. The coding region runs from base 1291 to 2082 and encodes 263 amino acids. The transcript is spliced from 2 exons. The record is from RefSeq and is a predicted model, not a curated record. Gene Ontology annotation, biological process: shoot system development; root development. NCBI's taxonomy places the organism in Eukaryota, Viridiplantae, Streptophyta, Magnoliopsida, Caryophyllales, Amaranthaceae.